This is a messenger RNA of Heterocephalus glaber (naked mole-rat), 2223 nucleotides long. It is a transcript of the gene Igsf6, whose product is annotated as immunoglobulin superfamily member 6. The record is from RefSeq and is a predicted model, not a curated record. NCBI's taxonomy places the organism in Eukaryota, Metazoa, Chordata, Mammalia, Rodentia, Bathyergidae.
AAAGCCAGCUCUCUCUACAGAUACAGCCCUCAACACACACACACAGAAAUGGGCACUGUGAACAGGAGCAAGACCUUUCCUGGUCUGGAAAUCAACCUGAUUCUGUUUUAUGCAGGCAUUGUGGGUGCCUGCACUGUCUCUGUUGUGCAGCCAGGUCACCUGGAGGUGGACUACACCUACACGGCUGUCACCAUAGAGUGCACCUUCUCCACAACUGGAUGCCCUUCACAGCAACCCCUGAGCCUGUGGUUUCGCUACGGCGUUCACCAGGCUGAGAGCCUCUGCUCGGCUGGAUGCAGAAGUGCAGCAGAUAAAUUCACAGUGAGGGAAGCCCUGGACCAGAACCAAGUUUCUCUCACUGUCAACAGGGUGACUCCAAAUGACAGUGCAGUUUAUAUCUGCGGAAUAGCAUUUCCUAAUGCACAGGCACCGACAGCUAAGCAAACUGGAGGUGGGACCACACUGGUGGUAAGAGAAAGCAAGCUUCUCAGCAAGGAACUGCAGGGUGUCUUCACAGCACUCUUAGCAUUGCUCUCAAUCUACGUUACUGGCAUAUGUGUGAUCUUCACAGUUCUCUCCAAAUCAAAAUCUAACACUCUAAACAGCAAAGAAACAGAAGAUUCACAAAAGAAGAAAAGUGCUCGGCGUAUUUUUCAGGAAAUUGCUCAAGAACUAUACCAUAAGAGAUAUGUGGAAACAAGCCAACAAUCUGAGAAAGACAACACUUAUGAAAACAGAAGAGCACUUUCCAACUAUGAGAGACCAUAGAUACAUCUUAAUUUUCAAUCAAGUUACUGAAAAUCCAACUGCUGAAGCUAUGGUGGGUGCUGUGAACGGACCACACACCAAUCAGCUCUCCAAAAAACAAUCCAAGAUGAAUAGAAAAGAAACUAGCUGGCUGCAAAAAAGAAUGCCAGAGUAAUAAGGAAGCUACAACUAACAGAAAUUUUAAAAAUACAAAAAUCCAACACAAUGUAACUGAAAAAUAUUUUCCUAAUUUGCCAAGAAAAUUCUAAAUGAUAAAACAUUUUCAAAAAACUUCAGCCUAACAUUUUCAAAAACUUCUAUACUAUGUAUCCUGUUUGCUUCAUUCAACAUGUGAGGUUUUGGAACGGAUGUCAUCCUGAAGAAGACUGGAAAUCAAACUGCAUGUCUCAAUGUUAAGUGGAAGAAAUACUUUUACAUAUGAGACAAUCAGAAUCAGCAAGGAAGGGGAAAGGGAGAGUGAAAAGUGCCAGUAUUUGAGGUUGAGAAAUUCAUUUUGAAAAGCACUGUGGAGCAAAACUUAUUUCUUCUGGUAUUAUAACAAUACAAUGGUAUGGUAGACAUUCCUGCCAGCGUAUACAAAAUAACUUAUAUCCGGUUACCAACAAAAAUGAGAAUAGAAGAGAGACUAGCAUGGGAGGGAGGUGAGAGGAAGGGGAAGUAAAAAGGAUGAAGAUUUGAUAGGUGCAUGUACCUGUUCCCCACGAUAAAUAUAUUAAUUAUGUAUUACAAACACAUACUAGUAAAAAGGAGGUAUUAAAAAGCAAUAAAGAAAAAAGAAUAUAAAUAAUGUACCAAAAUACAGAAAAUCCAAAGCAGAAGGUUAAAUGGAGAAAAUCUCAGGACAAAUGAGCUACAGCUGACUCUAGAUGUCAGUGUUGCACCGAAGGACAGCACCAGGGAAGUCCAGGGCCUCUGACCGACUGCGCAGGACCUUUGCAACACUGAUUUUUAACCAAUUUAGGAGGGAAGCAUCAGACAGGGACUGGUACAGAGAAGAUACUACGGACAUCAUCACUUCACUAAAAAAAUGUAAUUUGGAUUAUUCUUUGAAAGCUUAGUUGUAAACAAUCUAAAAUACCCAUGAUUAUACAUUUAUUAUUACACAUGAAUUAUAAUGCAUUAUGUUUCAUUAAGGUGUUUCUUUUAUGCUGGCAUUAAAUGAGACAUAUUCUUUUUAAAACCCAGACAUAAUUUUAAAACAUUUUCAGAUCCUUUUAGAAGCAUUUUACACACUAACAACUCAAAUAAUCGAUAUCAAACCUGUCUCAUAACACAUGCCCAGAAAAACAGAAAAAUGGAGCAUAUAGCCUCAUUUUAUUUCUGUGUACACACGUGCUGUGUGCAAUGCAUGCGUGUAUGUACAUUUGUAUAUGUAUGCUUUGUGUAUAUCUCAUAUACAAAUAAAGCAAUGGCAUAAACAGCAGCAUAAAUAAAAAUGUUAAUAUUUUCUCCUUA